UCUGGUUCCGCGGAACAGAAAAAUGGGUCGCUCCGGUUGGUUUUGACUUCCUUUCCGACCCGUCGUUGCAGUCUGAACUGUCUUGUUUGACCUGCACCAGAUUCUCUCUCCCCAUGGCUUUUCCUUUCUUUCUUUUUUGCGCGGUUUCUACGCACACUGUGUGAAGAAGAUGGGGCCGAGAGAGAGAACUAUAACUGGUCCAGGGGUCACCCAGCGAACUUCUUGCGGAGGAGUGGAGAAACAAAUCCAGUUCACCAGAUAAGAGUUUGCCACUCAUGUGGUGGAGUGGGGAAUUAAACCCGGUUCUCCAGAUUAGAGUCCACUGCUCUUAACCACUACACCACACUUGGCAGUAUAAGUACACAAAGAAACUCUCUUAACAUCUUUUGGAUUAAUUUCAAAAAAAGUGAAAACCAGUCACCACCAUUCUACAUAAGCACUGAAUCAUGAAAAUGAGAAAGAAAGGAACCAAGGCUCCCUUUCUUUAUCAAGGGAGACGUAUAGCUGGUGCAAGACGUCAAAACAAGGGCCCCAUAUCCUUUAAGGAUAUAGCUGUAUAUUUCACGGAGGAGGAAUGGGAUCUGCUGGAUCUUGACCAAAGGGAUCUUUAUAGGGAAGUGAUGUUGGAGAACUAUGAGACUGUGGCCUCUUUGGGAUCUUGCGUCUGCAAACCUGACCUCAUUUCCUGGCUGGAGAAAAUGGAGAUGUUUGCCCAAGACUCUAAGGACACGAGGAGCUCAACAGUUUUGGGGCCGGCUGACAAAAGCUCAGCGAAGCUGGAAGAAGUUCUGAUGGCGGCACUGCAGGUUAUCGUCCUGUGCCUGAGAAACUCCCUUGUUCUCUCUUGCGCUUACAUGCGUCGAAUGCGGGAAAACUGCAGGUCCUUAUCCCUAGCAAACCAAAGGUCAAGGACAAGGUGGAGAGCUCUGUGCGGCAACACGGCUCGCUACUCGUGCCGGGCACGAAUGUAUUGGUAUGUCCUCGUGGGGGUGCCUGUGCCCCAUCAUUAUUGGAUGUACCCGAGGAGCACAGGCUGGUGGGAGAAGAUCGUGCUUGGACUCUGGGGGGACGAUCAAUGGCUGCACAAAUUCCGGAUGACCCAGCAGACGUUUUUCGAAAUUGUAUCCGUGUUGAAAGGACAGUUGCUGCGGCAGAGGACCAGCAUGCGCGAGCCAAUUCCUGUGGAGAAGCGCAUCGCAAUUGCCAUCUGGUACCUGGCCAAUCGGAACACCUACAGGGAAGUCCAAGAACAGUUCGGAGUUGGACUGUCUACAGUUGGGGAAAUAAUCACCGAAGUCUGUUUCGCGUUGGAGAUAGAGCUGUAUCUCAAGACUGUUUGCCUGGAUCCUGAUGUCACGAAGGUAAUGGAUGGAUUCAGUCGCCUGGGGUUUCCUCACUGCGUUGGCGCCUUAGGCGGAAUGCACCUCCCAAUUCGUUACCCCUGGAGGAGGAUCGACAAGAAAUACUCUUCCAUCCUGCUGCAAGGGACCGUGGACCACACCGGGCGAUUCAUUAAUGUAGAGAUGGGAUGGACCGGGAGGAACCAUGACGCUUUUGUCUUUUGCAACUCCGCACUCUGCACUGCCAUGGAUGCUGGAGCGUACGUUCCAGGGAAUCCCACCUUGCAUUUGGAAGGAGUGUCUGUCCCUGCACUCAUAGUGGCAGACGGAGCAUACCCCGUAAGGCGCUGGUUGAUGACGCCAUUUGGUCAGGGCCUGGAUAGGCGCGAGAGGAACUUUGAUGAUGCUUUAUGUCGGGCACACAGUGUGGUGGAGGGUGCCUUUGGCCGGCUCAAGGCUCGUUGGCGGCGCCUCUCUUUGCCCCUCAACGGGUAUCAGAAGAACGUGACUGCCACGGCAAGAGCCUGUGUCAUCUUGCACAAUAUUUGUGAGGAAAAGGGACAUGCAAUAUUGGAGGAAGACUCUGAGCAGGGCCCUACCUUGAAGGACCACUUUGAUCCCAAACCAACCACGUCACCUGCUCAGGCUUCUCUGGACUCUGACAUGAAUGACAGCCGCCAUUUAGAUGAGGGAAAGGCUGUCAGGGAAGUCAUGGCCAACUUCUUGAUGGUAAACCCGCAAUGCUGAAAGCGUGUGCGUGUAGCUUUUUCCUCUUUAUCCUUCUGUAUGUAGCACUUCACAUCAAUAAAAGCUGUACUUUUGUCUU
Molecule: messenger RNA, 2166 nt
Organism: Sphaerodactylus townsendi
Lineage: Eukaryota; Metazoa; Chordata; Lepidosauria; Squamata; Sphaerodactylidae
Product: putative nuclease HARBI1
Exons: 7
Coding region: 447-2087 (546 amino acids)
Biological process (GO): regulation of DNA-templated transcription
Source: RefSeq, a predicted model, not a curated record